This is a messenger RNA of Eimeria necatrix, 2068 nucleotides long. RefSeq lists its product as hypothetical. Gene Ontology annotation, biological process: nuclear-transcribed mRNA catabolic process, nonsense-mediated decay. Gene Ontology annotation, cellular component: exon-exon junction complex; cytoplasm. The transcript is spliced from 12 exons. The annotation marks the transcript as partial. The record is from RefSeq and is a predicted model, not a curated record. Gene Ontology annotation, molecular function: protein binding; RNA binding. Lineage: Eukaryota; Apicomplexa; Conoidasida; Eucoccidiorida; Eimeriidae.
AUGGAGACAGAAGACCCCAGCGAGGCCCCCCGGCGCCUCCGCCAGGCCAGACUCUUGGGGGAGCUUUACAACUACAGGCUAAUAGACUCUUCCGUGUUGUUUGAUGUCUUAUACUCCCUUUUGGGGUUUGGCGGGGCUUCUUCAUUUCAAGCCGGAAACAUCCGCACUGCCCACAAGCUGCUGCUGCCUACCCCGCAGCAGCAGCAGCAGCAGCAGCAGCAGCAGCAGCGGCAGCAGCAGCAGCAGCAGCAGCAGCAGCAGCAGCUGCUGCUGCUGAACGUGUGCUCUUCGCCCCCCGAAGGGCCUUCGGACUUGACGCGUUUGAAAUGCAUUUUGGAGAUUUUGCGCAGCAGCGGAAAAUAUUUUAAAUCUGGAAAGUCGAAGCAAAAGUUGGACCGCUUUUUGGUUUUCUUCCAGCGCUACUUCCGCAAAAGGGCGGAGACCGCGCUGGUGGACGAACAAGAAGUCUUCGAAACCCUGCGGGAGCUGCGGCCCCACUUGAAGCUGCUGCCAACAGCAGCAGCAGCAGAUGCAGCAGCAGCAGCACUGCUGCAGGAAGAAGCAGCAAUUCUCCAAAGCAUUGGCGAGGGGCCCGAAGAAGAGCUGCUGGAUGAAAAAGCCAUUUACGGAGAAGAAGAAGGCAGCCAAGACGAAGCAGCAGAAGAGACAGAAAAGGAGACAGAAGAGGAGACAGCCCACAGCCUGCGGGCCCACGCGGACAGAGACAAAGAGGCAACAGACGAGGAAUUUGAGGCUCUUUUCUCUGAGGCAAUGGAAGAAGCAGCAGCAGAAGCGCGAGCAGCAAGGCAGCAGCAGCAGCAGCAGCAGCUGCGGCUGCCCUGGGCCAUCUUGAAGGACCUGCCGGCGGCUCCAGCAGCAGCAACAGCAGCAGCAGCAGCAGCAGCAGCAGCAGAAGGAGAAGCCAAAGGCAGCCCGAGGUCAGAAGCAGAGGAGGCCCCCAAACCCUCGGUCACACUGCGUCUGCUGCAGCGGCGGGCUGAGAAAAGGGGCAAAGUGCAGCUGCGGCCGCUGACAGUGCCUGUGGACAGUCCCUUGCUGCUGCUGGCGCAGCAGCAGCGGCAGCAGCAGCAGCAGCAGCAGCAGCAGCAACAGCAGCAGCAAGCGAGAAUCGAAAAGUAUGUCCUAGAAAGCGUCAUGGGAGAAGGAGCAGCAGAAAAAACGCAUGCAGCAAAACCUGCAAACCCUAAAACUAUACCUGGCCUAGCAGCAGCUCCAGACACCAAAAAGGGCCCCCAGGGGGCCCCCAAGGGGGGCCCCCAGGGAGGCCCCCAGGGGGGCCCCCAGGGGGGCCCCCAGGGGGGCCCCCAGGGGGGCCCCCAGGGGGGCCCUCAAGGGGGCCCCCAGGGGGGCCCCCAGGGUAAGAAGAAGGGGGAAGGGGCCAUGGGCGGCAAGGCUGUGCUGCUGCUGCUGCUGCUGCUGCUGCUGCUGCUGCUGCAGACGCCAAUCGACAGCCAGGCUGCGUCUUUCGCCACGCAGCAGCAGCAGCAGCAGCAGCAGCAGCAGCAGCAGCAGCAAAGUGCUUCCCCGCUGAAAAUGACCAAGACGGCACUCGUUGUGCUCGCCAAUGGGGCAGAGGAUGUGGAGUUUGUGGCCUCGGUCGACGUCCUGCGUCGUGCUGGGAUGAAGGUGUUGGUGGCGAGUCUGGGAGACUGUUUGUUUGUGAAGACUUCUCACGGAUUGAAAAUCGAAGGAGACAUUUUGUUGAAGGAGGUUUCUGAACAAAACAACUACGACGUCAUAGUCUUUCCCGGCGGGCUGAAGGGGGCGGAGAACUGCCGGGACAGCAGCCACCUUGCUGCGCUGCUGCGGGCGCAGCACAGCAGCAGCAAAUGGAUAGCAGCAAUUUGUGCUGCUCCAGCUUUGGUGCUGCAGCAGCAAAACUUUCUGGAGAAUGUCCGCGCAGUGGCUUAUCCCUCCUUCCAGCAGCAGCUGCCGCUCAAGGGCGAAGGCAGGGUUUGCGUCGACAAGCACUUCAUGGCUUAUCCCUCCUUCCAGCAGCAGCUGCCGCUGAAGGGCGAAGGCAGGGUUUGCGUCGACAAGCACUUCA